AUGUCGGAAUUAAGAUGUUGUUCAGGUAUUCUUUCUAAUGUGACUCUAUCGGAUAAGUCAGAUAAAUGGUCCUGGGUAGGAGGCGAAGAUUCUGAGUUCUCGGUUGGGGUCGUUAAGCGGUUUUUGGGCAGUGGUAUUGAUUACAGCAGCAGAUAUGUUUUUGAAUGGAGUAAGUGGGUCCCAAAGAAGUGUAAUAUUUUUAUGUGGCAUGUGGUUCAAAAUAAAGUCCCUACGGUUGAUGCGCUCUGGGCUAGAAACUAUUAUAACGGAGAUAUGGGAUGCGUUUUAUGUAACAAUGGGGACAAAGCUGCAGAGCAUUUAUUUUGUUCUUGUUAUGUUGUUGUUGCUGCUGCUUGGAGUGCUAUAAGUGCUUGGUGUAAAAUUGGCCCUUUAUUUCUUUUCUCAAUCAAGGAUCUUGUGGAAGUGCAUAACCAUGUGGGGUUGAAUUUAAAGGAUGGCAUAGCGUUGAAAGGUAUCAUCAUCGUGGCAUCUUGGUGUUUAUGGAAGGCUCGUAACAACAAGAGAUUCGCUAACGUGGAAGUGAAAAUCGACGAUCUCAUUCAAGAUAUUAAAUCAAAUGGUUUUUGUGGUAUAAACAUAGAAUAA
Molecule: messenger RNA, 606 nt
Organism: Helianthus annuus (common sunflower)
Lineage: Eukaryota; Viridiplantae; Streptophyta; Magnoliopsida; Asterales; Asteraceae
Exons: 1
Coding region: 1-606 (201 amino acids)
Source: RefSeq, a predicted model, not a curated record